Armigeres subalbatus is the source of this 1265-nucleotide messenger RNA. Its product is annotated as ester hydrolase C11orf54 homolog. Gene Ontology annotation, molecular function: hydrolase activity, acting on ester bonds; zinc ion binding. The transcript has 3 exons. Lineage: Eukaryota; Metazoa; Arthropoda; Insecta; Diptera; Culicidae. Bases 170 to 1138 code for a protein of 322 amino acids. The record is from RefSeq and is a predicted model, not a curated record. Gene Ontology annotation, cellular component: nucleus.
CAAGCGAGCUGUGCGGUGGUCAAUCAAAGUGACUUUCAUUCAGUCGACGGAGCUUGAUGCGCGAAAGGUAGUCUGCACUAGUUGAUGUACCGUCUUUGUCAUUCGCGGUGUAGUUUAUCCAAAACGAUUGUCUUCAGUUAGAAAGUAUAAAUUAACAAAUAAUAGAGAAAUGGCCAGUAUCGAUACAACCAUACUACCGUUUGAAGAGAAGACCCUAUAUGUGCCGCCACUAGAAGAAGUAUGCAAAGUUGUGGCUGCUGGACUUAAGUCUAAUUUUGAAACAGUUCAGGUUGAGGUGGUAGACUGUCCGAACCUCACUCAACACCCGUUCCACCUCGCAGGGCAAGGUCUCAAUGGCAGCCCAACUCUUCUGGAACUAGGUGGCCCACCGUAUCUACUUCCUGAUGUGGACUACACCAAACUGUACGAUCUGGUGUCUAUUUCCGAGCAAGCCCUUAAUGUUAAGAAAAAAGAGUUCCUCGCGAUAGGAGCCGGAGCGGGCCCGUAUCCAUUAGUCGACUCCAACUGCGAAGGCAUGUAUAACCUCAAAGUACAUGCUAAUGGUCACGUGCUCAGUGAAAGUCACCUGGCACGAGUUUCACCUGAUAGAAAAAGGGUUAUUCUGGAGAAGAUACCCAACACAGAAACGCGCUGUGCUCUACUGGCUAACAUUUUCCUCAGUGAAGGCAAACCUGGAAAAGUUCUCAAAGUCAGCUGCAAAAAACGAACUGGCAAGAAAGAUUUUAUCGCCAGCAUCCGCACUACGCUGGAACAGCACUACAAAGAACGCGCGGUUGGCAUGGGAGGUGUGUUCCUGUUGAAAAACGGAAAAGCCAAACAGCAUGUGAUGUCGCCAUUUUCGGAGACUCCCAUAUACACGGAGGAUGAGCUGAACACCUGGCUGAAUUUCUUCGACAUGUCUGCAACAUUGAUUGCAGUCGGCACUCUCGUUACAAACGAAUGUGAUCUGGACCUGCGAUUGCAACACUUCCACAGUUUCUCGAGGCACGGAGAAGGCGGCCACUAUCACAUUGAUACGACCCCGGACACGGUCGAAUACGAAGGCUAUUUCAAUUUGGGAGAAAAAAUCGUACGGGUCGACAAACCAAUCAACACUCACAAAUUCGGACGUGAUUGAUGAUACGGUGUACGGCAUCACUCACUUUUCAAAUACGAAGACAGAAUCCAAUAAAAAAUGUGACGUAAAGGGCGGAGGUCAACAGCAAUUAAAUGCCUGAUUAAUGUUGUUUUUGAACAAGAGAUAA